This is a messenger RNA of Polypterus senegalus (gray bichir), 1415 nucleotides long. It is a transcript of the gene pgp, whose product is annotated as phosphoglycolate phosphatase. Gene Ontology annotation, molecular function: sn-glycerol 3-phosphatase activity. Gene Ontology annotation, cellular component: cytoplasm. The coding region runs from base 81 to 1001 and encodes 306 amino acids. The record is from RefSeq and is a predicted model, not a curated record. NCBI's taxonomy places the organism in Eukaryota, Metazoa, Chordata, Cladistia, Polypteriformes, Polypteridae. The transcript is spliced from 2 exons.
CGCCUCUGCCGGCCGGCGAGUGCACAGAGGAUCUCAAUUGACAUUUCGUGAUCCUGCUUGUCCGCCGUAGGUAGGGUAUAAUGGCUGUCUCCAGAUGCCAGCGGCUCAGCGGAGCCCUGGUCCAGGAACUAUUGGCCACAGUAGACACUGUUCUAUUUGACUGCGAUGGAGUGAUAUGGCGGGGAGACCAGGUCAUUCCUGGGGCCCCCGAGGUCAUAAACGCGCUUAAGAGCCACGACAAGCGUGUUUUCUUCGUGACCAACAACAGCACGAAGACCCGAGCGAUGUAUGCGGAGAAGCUGGGCCGCUUGGGCUUCCAGGCCAGCGAGGAAGAGGUGUUCGGUACAGCUUACUGCUCAGCUGUUUAUCUAAAACGAACGGCAAAACUGGAUGGCAAAGUGUACCUGAUCGGUGGGAAUGCUUUGAGCCAGGAGCUCCAGCGCGUGGGGAUUCCGCAUUUGGGUAGUGGACCCGACCCUGUCACCGGCUCGCAAAACGACUGGGCAAACGUGCCGCUUGACCCCGACGUUAAGGCCGUGCUAGUGGGUUUUGACGAGCAUUUCAGCUACAUGAAAUUGGCCAGGGCACUACGUUAUCUGGACGACCCCCGGUGCCUCUUCAUCGGCACCAAUACUGAUACGCGACUGCCUCUGGAAGGGGGGCGAGCAGUACCAGGAACGGGUUGCUUAGUUCGGGCUGUAGAGACUGUUGCUCACCGUAAGGCUCAGAUCAUUGGGAAGCCAAACCACUUCAUGUUUGAUUGCUUGGCCAGUGAGUAUGGCAUUCAGCCAUCUAGAACACUGAUGGUGGGUGACCGUUUAGAUACAGACAUACUGUUGGGUUCUAACUGUGGUGUGAAGACCCUGCUAACACUUACCGGAGUUUCACGGCUGGAGGAGGCACUCGAGCAUCUGGAGAGUGGCAGCGAGGCCCGGUUGCGCUUAGUUCCUGAUUAUUACGUGGACACCAUUGGAGAUCUGCUUCCUGCUUUGCAAGGUUAAAUCUGAACAUUAAGUUAUUGUCCCAGGACUAAGAACAAGAACCUAUUUCUUCCCAACUCCUUGUUCGCUCUGCGAAUUCAAGUGAUCAUUACCUCUGGGCAUAGUGCCUCUCAUUCUAGGUCCUGGCAGAAAUGUGAACAUUGCACUGCUUUUUUCCCUGGGGCUUGGCCAAAUUUUCUUACAUUCGGAUUUGUUUAAUUUCAUAAUGGUAAAACAUGUCCAUUUUGAGAUCUGAAGGCUUAACCUGUUAUGCAAGAUUGUUUAUAUUAAAUAGAACUCGGCCACCUUGAAGGGAGGCUGAGUGUUUGCAGUUGUACCCCUAAGCAGAGUAUGGUCUUGAAGAAACUGUUUUCAUCAGUAGAUGCUUAUAAUGAGUGUGUAAGACUAUUUAAAUAAAAUUAACCUUUCUGCCCA